Hyposmocoma kahamanoa is the source of this 1864-nucleotide messenger RNA. RefSeq names its product hexosaminidase D-like. The record is from RefSeq and is a predicted model, not a curated record. Gene Ontology annotation, biological process: carbohydrate metabolic process. NCBI's taxonomy places the organism in Eukaryota, Metazoa, Arthropoda, Insecta, Lepidoptera, Cosmopterigidae. The transcript is spliced from 9 exons. Gene Ontology annotation, molecular function: hexosaminidase activity. Bases 16 to 1368 code for a protein of 450 amino acids.
AAACUGACACUAACUAUGGAGUUUUCUGUUAAGGUAUUAGUGUGUAUAAAGCACUGGGGAGCAACAGGCAUUCUCAUCGAAUGGGAGGACACAUUCCCAUACAUUGCCGAGCUGGUAGAUAUUGGCAGUCAGCAGAGCCCCAAUGGCAGCGGAGGAGAUGGACUUUACUCCUUGCAGGAAGUUCAGCACGUCUUCAACUUUGCUAAGGAUAUCGGGCUUGAAGUUAUCCAACUUAUCCAAACUAUCGGCCACAUGGAGUUCGUGUUGAAGCACCCCGCGUUCAGUAACUUGCGAGAAACGCCGCGCUCCUCGGCUGUGCUAUGCCCCUUGCGGCAGCACUCGCAGGGCCUCGUCCGGACCAUGCUCACGCAGGUUUUGGAUGCACAGCCUGAUGCAAGGUUUAUACAUAUUGGAGCUGAUGAGGUGUGGCACCUCGGUGUCUGCGAUCAAUGCAAGAGUCGCGCAAGUAGCAGCCGCUACGGCGUCACCACUCUAUACCUGGAGCACGUGAGCAAUCUCGUCACCUUCAUCAAGCUGAAGCGGCCGGGCAUCGUCGUCAUGAUGUGGGACGACAUGAUCCGAAAUGUCGGCAUGGAUGCUCUUAGAGAGUACAAGCUGCACCAGCUGGUGGAGCCGGUGGUGUGGCAUUACAACCCCAAGGAGUGCUUCAGCGUGGAUCCCACGCUGUGGCUGGUCUACGGGCAGAUGUUCCCUAGGGUGUGGGCCGGCUCCGCCUUCAAGGGCGCCAACGGCAGCAGCGCUCUGUACCCGCAGACGCUGCGCUACGCGACCAACCACGAGGCGUGGCGCAACGAGCUGCGCAAGUUCGGCAGCCUCGUGCACUUCGGCGGCCUCGUGCUCACCGGCUGGUCCAGGUACGACCACUACGCCACUCUGUGCGAGCUGAUGACCCUUUCCCUGCCGACCCUUAAGAGUUGCCUUCAGGUCUUCAUGAAGACUGACCACCAGUCUACCGAGUCGCUGCUGACGGACUCGCUGCCGCCGUCCGAGUGGCCGGGCGAGGACGUGGCUCGCGCCUUCCUCAAAUUCCUUGCCGCCAAGGACAGGGCCUUCAGCUUCAUUCACGGUGACCAGGUGAUAUCGUGGUUCAGUCCGUGGCACCAGAGCAAUAACUAUAUUUGUCCAGAUCAACUAGAAAACAUCGCUAGCAACGCGCAACACCUGCUGGCGGAGCUGGCGGCCGUGGACGGCGAGCUGGAGAGCCACCUGCUGCAGGUGACGGGGCGGCGCAGCGCCGGCGAGCUGCUGGAGACGCACCUGCGGCCGCUGCGGCGCCAGCUGGCGGCGCUGCGCGACCAGGCCGCCGGCCGCGGCGCCGCGGGGCCCGGCCUCUUCGCCGCGCAGUAGCCGACCACUAACCAAGGCAAGGAGCGUUCGUUCUUUCCGCCACAUUUCCAGUAGCGUGUAACGCAGGGCCUAAACUAGAACACCGCGUUUUAGGUUGCGUCGAAACCGUUUAUUUGCGAAUUGGACACAGAAAAGUAUUACCCACAUCCUCUCCAAUUCUUGCAACUUUGUCGACUAAUAUUGCGGAUAGAAUUACAGGAACUGUAGAGGUGUGAGUUAUAUUUUUCUGUAUCUAAUGAUGCUAUGAACACUUUUGAUGUAACUCCACUUGUGCCAUUCUUCCAUGAAGGGUGCGAUUUGCGUCCACGCGUUGGUGUUUUCUACUAAAAUAUUAUUGCAUAAACAGGUUUAACGACCGGCAAUGCUACAAUUUUUUUUAUGUUAAAGCUUUUAACAUUAUUUAAGUGAAAUUUUCUUUAUUUUUCACAACUUUCGCAAAAAAGGGAGGACAUUGUCAAUUCAGCUAUAUUUUUUUAUAUGUUACGGCAUUUGUGAA